CGAUUCUGUGAAUUGUUUGUUCUUCAUGCACCAAAUCUAAAAACAAUACGUCUUUGGACACAUUACGAUGUCAGAGCAGAAGGUUUACUGCAACAGCUGAAGGGUAGUUUAGCGUGCCGUGAUAUCGAGUUGGAUGUUUGUUACGAUGAGAAUUUUCAUGACCGAGAAGUCAGAUUCAGCAAUGGCUGGGUGGUAAAAAUUGGACGUGGAUUAAAUUAUUUCCAAAGUGUAGGACAUUGUGAAAUUGGUUCGUGUGAUUUAAACCUAAGGAAAUGUCACGAGACCAGCAUCGAUAUUUUCAAAUUCAAACAGCCUUAG
Molecule: messenger RNA, 318 nt
Organism: Brugia malayi
Lineage: Eukaryota; Metazoa; Nematoda; Chromadorea; Rhabditida; Onchocercidae
Product: MIT domain containing protein
Exons: 2
Source: RefSeq, a predicted model, not a curated record